This is a messenger RNA of Toxorhynchites rutilus septentrionalis, 1957 nucleotides long. RefSeq names its product annexin B10-like. Gene Ontology annotation, cellular component: cytoplasm. The coding region runs from base 185 to 1150 and encodes 321 amino acids. Gene Ontology annotation, molecular function: calcium-dependent phospholipid binding; calcium ion binding. The record is from RefSeq and is a predicted model, not a curated record. The transcript has 4 exons. NCBI's taxonomy places the organism in Eukaryota, Metazoa, Arthropoda, Insecta, Diptera, Culicidae.
UAUAUUUAGUAUACAGUUUUGCGCUCCGACAGUCAGGUUGUCAGUGCAGGUGUUUUAUUCACGUUCAAUUUAAGAAGCAUUUGUAACACAGCAAUUAUAGGCUUAUAUUUCUAUCGUUGAGUCAUCUGCACUCCGGGAAGUCUAAUUGUGCAAAUUCCUGUUGUUCUUAAAGCUAAAAUUAAAAAUGUCCUGGUAUUAUACCCCGAAACCAACCGUAGUCCCGGCGGAAGACAUCGAUGCUUCGGCCGAUGCCAAUGCGUUAAGGGCCGCUAUGAAAGGGUUUGGAACCGACGAGCAAGCCAUCAUUGAUAUUUUGUGCACCAGAAGCAACGCUCAGCGUAUGCAGAUUCUCGAGACGUAUACCAGCGAACUGGGAAGGGACCUGAUUGAAGAUCUGAAAUCGGAGCUGGGUGGAAAGUUCGAAAGCGUAAUUGUCGCAUUGUUGAUGCCAUCGGAAAAGUUUCUCUGCAAGCAGUUACACAAAGCGAUGGAUGGUCUCGGCACCGAUGAGAGCGCCCUUAUUGAAAUUCUUGCCCCACAAACUAAUGAAGAGAUUAAAAAGAUUGUCGACUGUUACGAGCAAAUGUAUGAUCGUCCAUUGGCUGAACAUUUGUGCAGUGAAACAGAUGGUAGCUUCAGGAGGUUGCUUACGAUGAUUAUCGUCGGAUCAAGAGAUCCUCAAGGGACGGUUGAUCAGGAACUAGCUGUAGAGCAAGCCAAUCAGCUGUACAAUGCCGGUGAGGGCAAGUUCGGUACUGACGAAGAAGUCUUCUACAAGAUCUUGGCCCAUGCUAGUUUUGAUCAGCUGGAAAUUGUGUUUGAUGAAUAUAAGAAGCUGUCCGGCCGUACGAUCGAGCAAGCCAUGAAGGAUGAACUGAGCGGGGAGCUGUAUCAAGCUUUGAGUGCUAUUGUGGAGUGCGUUCAGAUGGCUCCGCAUUUCUUCGCGAAACGCUUGCAUAAGGCAAUGGAUGGUGCUGGUACGAACGAUGCCAGUCUGAUUCGUAUUAUUGUCUCGCGCUCGGAGCUGGACUUGCAGAACAUCAAAGACGAGUAUGAGCAAAUGUACAACAAAACGUUGCUAAGUGCUGUACGGAACGAAUGCUCUGGCGACUAUAAACGGGCUCUUUGUGCUAUCAUCGGCGAUGCCUAAAUGUUCACAAACGAAAGAUACUAUCACCCCUAUUCUGCAUUUCGAUCGAUUUGAAAUAUUUCGACGGACUUGACCAAAUUCCACUCCGUAUUUCAUUCGAGUUGUUUUUACAUUUCGUUCGAUCUGUUUCCCUUCGAACAUUAAAUGUACAAAACGCUCAAAAUAGGGAAUGCCAAAUUAGAAAUCGAACGAAAUGCAAAUCCGUCGGUAUACAGAAUAGGGCUGUAGAUAUUCUAUUUAUCAUAGGUCUACGAUGUCGAACAAACACAUAUACUUCUAGAUGUUCUAGUAUUUUAGUGAAACAGUGUAAUGGUGGCAAGGUAGCACAAUCUGCAAAAAAAUAAUAUAUAUGCACCAGAUAUACUUUUUUAUAAGCAUAUACAGAAUCUUGUAUGCGAUACACUUGUACGGGCUCCAGUUUGACUUUAAAACUCUAAACAGUAAGUUUAUUACUUUCUACAUUUGAAGCUUCCAUUGCUUAGUAAAUGUCAAUGAUCAGUGUCAGCCGUUAAUUUACCCGUACAGUAUUCACGAAUCUCGAUAAUUACAUACACUAAUAUAGAAAAAGAACCCGUUAAAACAAUUUCCAAUGAUCUAUGCAUUUAUAGUUUGCCAAUGUCAUCUCGGCUAUAUUAAAACUGGGUUCAGAAUACUGAAAGUGCAAUUAAUGUGAAUCAGAAUGCCUUAGGAAUCGAAGCACAUUGCAUCAGCAACACAAAAACUUUAUAUUGUUCUGCGUAAAUUAGUUGUUCCCAGUAGCAACAAGUUUUGUUAUAAUUGUUGAUUCAGAAGGGCUUUCGCUUGAAA